GCCACUCGCCGCCGAGCAACCAGUGCCGUGUUUGCUCUCGGGGAGGAAACUUGUGUCGCCGACGAUUUGAGCUUUUACGCACGUGUUCAUUCGUUCCUCGUCUCACGCUAACAUGUCUAUUCCGCGGCUCGCGGGUUUAUGUCACGACAUUAAAUGUAACAAGUUAAACAAACGGCAUUCGGUCAUUAAAAAUUAUUCAUAAUAGCGAAGUGUUCACGAUGCUGUACUAUUGACGAGAUGCUGUGCGGUUUACCGUUGGACUGUGGUCGGUGAGCGCGAUCCGGCCGAGUGAUGUUCGGGACGGUAACUCUGGCCGUGGUGAGCGUGUGGUGGACGGCGGCCGGGGGAGUGCAACCACCACUACUGGACGUACCUUUCUGCUGUCCGGUCGGCCAAGAAUUGGGACAGGAGGUUUUGUUAACACAAGUGCUGUCGCCUGUAGAUGCUAUCAAAUCGUGCCAGAAUGUCGACGGAAGGAUCCCCUGGACGCCUCGCAUCUAUGCACCGGCGAGAGGAUCGUUCAUGGUGCGGCUGCCGGCUCACUGGCACCUAGCGUACGGGGUCGUGCCCGACUGCGAGAAGGUGCGCGUGCUGCCCGAGCAUGCGGCGCCGUACGCGCUCCUCGCCAACAACGGCUCGCUGUGGCUGCGUAGUGCGGCUCUCGCACUCUCCACCAAAGUCUACUGCGCCGAUGCGACCGCUGCGCUCGUUUGCCUCGACUACGCUCCCCAUCUGCCGUCCAAAUGUUGUCCAGGAAACAGGACGUUCGAUGGAAUCAGAUGCAUCGAUGACGAGCGCCGCGCGGCGGAGACCCUGGCCGAGUUGAGAGUCCUGGCUAACGGCACCGCGGUGGGGAGCGGGUGGCCGGCGUGCUCGGAAGGUUUACGUUAUGCGGUAGCGGGAGCACUACGAGGGGCGACCCUGGACACGGAAGGAGGCCUUCAGCUAGCGCAAGGAGAAACUCUGGCAGCGGGAGCAUGGUGUGCGGAAGCCGUGGCUGACGAGGAGGAAUCGAGAAUACUGGCGUGCGAAGCGGCGGCGCGGGCCACUCGGCCGUCGCAGGCGACGCGGCACGCGCUGUACGGCGCCGGGCUGGCCGUGGGCGCGGCGUUCCUGGCGGCGACCCUGGCCGCUGGCUUCGCGCUGCCGGCGGCGCACCACGCGCUGCACUGGCGCUGCCAGACACACUACGUGGCCGCGCUGAUGCUGGGUGACGUGCUGCUCGCCGCCACGCAGCUGGCCGGGGACAAAGUGCCUCCGACACUAUGUCGCGCUCUCGCGGUGUGUAUGCACUUCCUGUUCCUGUCGGCGUUCUUCUGGCUCAACACGAUGUGUUUCAACAUCUGGUGGACCUUUAGGGACUUCCGGCCGACGAGCCUGGAGCGCGGGCAGGAGGCGUGGCGGCUGCGCGUGUACAUGCUGUACGCGUGGGGCGGGCCCCUGGCGCUGGCGGGCGCGGCCGCGCUGCUCGACCAGCUGCCGCCCGGGGCCGGCGCCGCGCCCUUCCUGCGCCCGCGCUUCGCCGUCCAGCGCUGCUGGUUCUACGGCGACAUGGAGAUCCUCGUCUACUUCUUCGGGCCCGUGGGCGUGCUGCUGCUCGUCAAUUUGGCCCUGUUCAUAUCCACUACGCGACAGCUCACGUGCGGCCUGUGGCGGCGCGACGAAGUCAAAUCGACUUCGGAGAGGGCGGCGCUGGGCCGCGUGUGCGCCAAGUUGGUGGUGGUGAUGGGCGUGACGUGGGGCGCGGACGUGGUGUCGUGGGCGGCCGGCGGGCCCGACUACGUGUGGUACGCGACGGACCUGCUGAACGCGCUGCAGGGCGUGUUCAUAUUCCUGGUGGUGGGCUGCCAGCCGCACGCGUGGGCCGCGCUGCGGCGGUGCGCGGCGGCGCGCUGCUGCUGCGGGGGCGGCCGCGGGGGGGGCGGGCCCGCCGCGCGCGCCACGCACUCCUCCACGCACCUGCCGUCCUGCGGGGAGUCGCUCACGCACACCACCGCCGCGCCCGCAGCCCCCGCCGCCGCCGCCCCCGCCGCGCCCCCCGCCAUCCCCAUGGAGACCGUGUGCUGAGCAGUGUAGCCGCCCAGGCACAAGAUACAGCUUUAAUGUACUCUUCGUAUGUUAUACGUGUAUUUAUUCUACAGUAUUAUUUUUGUAUUUGCGUCUAACGAUUACGAUUACAGUGUCGUAUGAUUGUGUGUAAACGGUAGAUAGUGGUCGUAUCUACGAGGACGAGGACGAGGACGGUGAGACCGUCCGUCGGUCGCUAUGAGAGGCUCUACUGAUCGUUUGUUGUGUUCGUGAAGCGACAUCGUGUGCUCCGGUGAAACAAAUUGUGUAAUUAAUUAGUGACUAAGUACUGUAAGUAGUGGCGCACGCUCCGCGAGUACUCCGUCUAGAUGUCGACCAGAUGUUCGCUCUUGCCCGUUCGAUUGGCUGUUAAAUAAAAUUUUAUG
Messenger RNA from Achroia grisella, 2453 nucleotides. RefSeq names its product probable G-protein coupled receptor Mth-like 1 (gene mthl1). The record is from RefSeq and is a predicted model, not a curated record. Gene Ontology annotation, biological process: G protein-coupled receptor signaling pathway; cell surface receptor signaling pathway. The transcript is spliced from 4 exons. Lineage: Eukaryota; Metazoa; Arthropoda; Insecta; Lepidoptera; Pyralidae. The coding region runs from base 292 to 2067 and encodes 591 amino acids. Gene Ontology annotation, molecular function: G protein-coupled receptor activity. Gene Ontology annotation, cellular component: membrane.